Acanthoscelides obtectus is the source of this 2721-nucleotide messenger RNA. The record is from the annotation of a GenBank genome assembly. Lineage: Eukaryota; Metazoa; Arthropoda; Insecta; Coleoptera; Chrysomelidae.
GACAUCGCAGAGUCAACCUACUUGACGCCGUUUUUGUUUAGGUCCAGGCAAAGGAAACGGUCUCACGACAGGAAGAGCAAAAAGUCGCGCAGCAGAGAGAGAAGCAACAGCAGAGAGAAGGAGAUCAAAAGCAGAGAGAGGAAAUCCAAGAGUAGAGACAGAAAAUCUAGAAGCAGGGAUAGAAAAUCCGAGAGCAGAGACGUGGACGCUAAGAGCAAGGAUAGGAAGUCGGUUAGCAGGGAUAGGAGGUCCAGCAGCCGGGAUAAGGCAUCAAGCAGGUCAAGGUCCAGAUCUGCUGAUAAAGACGCGAAGAACAACGGGACCAUCAGUCCAGAGCAGAGAGAGACGAACCACAGAAGCGGCUCAGAACCCAUAGAGGCGAAUGGCAUUAGCUCAAAGAAUGGCCAUAUGACCGAUGGUGCGUAAACGCUUUCGAGCACGACUGCGGCGGCCGCGGCCCACUUCAGCGCUGGUGGCCAGUCAGUCAGUCAAGUCAAACAGUCAGUCAGCACCAUCGCCUUGUUUAAUACCAUCCACCGGGUGUUCUCCACACACACACACAGUUCCACGAGCGGCGGUACGUCCCUUCCGGUCAGCAAGCUGCAGGCCAAGUUGAUGUCGCUCGCCGAGAAUAAGAAACUGACGCGCUCGAGGUCACGCUCCAGAUCGAGAUCACGCACGCACAGCAGGUCUAGGUCGGCGUCGGCGAAGAAGUCCCCGGUCAAGAAAGGUCGAAGAGGCGGCAGCCGCUCCGGAGCCAGCAGAAGCAGGAGUCGGAGCAGGAGCAAUUCGGGUUCGCCUGUCAAAGAGAAACGCAGGAGAGGAUCGUCGAGGAGGUCGAGCAGGUCCGCUUCGCCGGCCAAGGAGGAUUUCGAGAUCAGGAAGAAAGAGGACAGUGUGCAGAAGAAACGGCAUUACAGAUCAAACAAAGACAGCUCAGAUAGCGAACCGGAAGGUGGCAAGAGGAGGAGAUCAAGAUCCAGAUCGAGAAAGAGGGACUCGAGUCCUUAUAGGGGUAAGAAGAGGAGCGCGUCGCCCAGAAAGAGAUCAGGCAGCAGGAAGAGAAGCCUUAGCAGAAGACGCAGCCUGUCGCGGGGCAGGCGCAGCCGCAGCAGAAGGCGCAGCUUGUCACGUGGUCGCCAAAGCCCGGUGCGAAGACGGCGCAGUCGCAGCAGGAGUCGCAGCAGCAGACCGCGCAGGCGCAGCAGUCCGAGAAGGCGGAGCAGCCCGAGGAGACGCAGCCCCAGGAGGAGGAGCAGGAGCAUCAGCAGGCCGCCGCCGCCAGGCCGUUUCAGUCGCCGACGCAGCCGCAGCCGCGGACGCCCGGUGCCGCUGCCCGCCUACCGGCGGCCUUCGCCGCCCCCGCGCCGUCGCUCCAGGUCGCGAGAUCGCCGCUCCCGUUCCCGCAGACGGUUCUCGCACGAACGACCGGUCAGUCCGCGCAGGCGUUCGUCGCCGCCGCCUUCGAGGAGGCGGUCGUCGCCCGUCAGGGACCUCUCGAGGAAGGACAGGGAACUGGCCGAGGAGAGGAUGCGCGAGCGGUUGAGAGAACGCGAGGCGAAGCAGAGGAAAGAGGAGGCGGAGAGGGAGAAGGAGCGCGAGAAGAAGCAGGAACAGUCCAAGAAGAUGGAGGAGGCGAAGAGGAAGAUCGAGGAGGAGUUGCAGAGAUACGAAAAGCGAGAACGGGAAGAAGCGGAACGAGUCGUGAAAAAGAAAUCCUCCGAGUCCGAGUCGAAAUCGAAAGAUAAGAGCGAGAAGAGAAGGAGUAAAUCCCGCAGCGGCAGUCCUCAAAAGAGCUACCCUAUCCCCCCGUUCGGUCCUCCCAGGUACUCCAGAAGCCUAUCCAGGACACCGUCGCCGUUCAUCAAGGCACACGAGUUCCCACCCAAUAAGGCUAAAGUUGUAGCUCCGGUGGUUGUUAAAGAAGAUAAAAAGAAACCCCACAAAGAGAAGACCGAAGUCAAAACGAAAAAACCUGUCAAGAAGCCUCCGAAGAGCGAGUCGGACUCUGAUUCUUCCGAUUCUGAGAGCGAGGAAGAGAAACCAAAAGAGAAGAGGAAAGUUAAAACCAAGAAGGUGAAGAAGAGGGAUACAAGUUCUAGUGACAGCGACGAUGAUGACGAUCGUUCGUCUAGAGGACGAAAGGAAAAGAGCAGCAGCCCUGAGGUUGAAGUCAAACCAAAGAAAAAAGACAAGAAAAAGAAAGGUAGCAGCGAAGAAAGAUCGGCGAACGAUAAGAAGAAGCGUCAUCAGAGUUCCGACUCCGAGGAAGAUAAAAAGGUGAAGAGAAAACGGCGCUCAGUGAGCUCCGAGAAGACGAAGAAAUCAAAGAAGGAUUCGAGUGACAGUGACACCGCACCUAAAAAGAAGAAACGUCAACAACAGGAUAGCUCCGAUGAUUCGGACGAGAAGGAAGUAUCAAAAUCCAAAAGGAAAAAGGGCGGAGACAGCUCUUCGGACAGCGACGAUGACGGAUCGUCGAGUACGAAGAAGAAGAAGCAACACAGGAAACGGGCCAAAUCCGGCAGCGACUCGGACGAAGAGGUAGACAGCAAGAAACGGAAGAAGGACAAGAAGCAUAAGAAAAAGAAGAAACAUUCGAAGAAGCAUAAGAAACACAAGAAACGGAAGCAGGUAAUAUCGAAAAUUCAUAUAUGAUAAUAAUUUUUUUUCCAAAUCAAUAAUCAUAAAUACAUAAUACUAUUGUUGUUUCGAAAAUAA